AGCAAGUCGACGGCAUCAAUCUCGAUGGGAGUAUGGAAGACGACCGUGAUGCCGCGGAUCAUGCGCAGCAGUCAACGAGAGUGCGGCGUAUCCUCGUCGAGCUAGAGCAGCGGCUGCGAAAAUGAGGACUGGUAGGACUGCCGAUGCUUUGGGAUGCGGGAUAAUGUGCGUGUCGACUGAAAGGGUGCAACAAACAUUAGGAGUGCUGUCUUUAGCGCUGUCGGAAGCAUGGCGCUAUGAUUCAGCUCGUCGCUGCUUUCCCGAUCUAACUGUCUAUUCUUGCUCCGAACAUAUGCGGAAUGAAGAAAAGUACCGCCGUCAUGAGGGUCGUGCACAUUGCGUCAGCCAUAAGUAAGAUCACAUUUCCGG
This is a messenger RNA of Baudoinia panamericana UAMH 10762, 369 nucleotides long. RefSeq lists its product as uncharacterized. NCBI's taxonomy places the organism in Eukaryota, Fungi, Ascomycota, Dothideomycetes, Mycosphaerellales, Teratosphaeriaceae. The transcript is spliced from 2 exons. The record is from RefSeq and is a predicted model, not a curated record. The coding region runs from base 122 to 355 and encodes 77 amino acids.